This is a messenger RNA of Gambusia affinis (western mosquitofish), 4649 nucleotides long. It is a transcript of the gene pag1, whose product is annotated as phosphoprotein membrane anchor with glycosphingolipid microdomains 1. Gene Ontology annotation, biological process: negative regulation of T cell activation; intracellular signal transduction. The transcript has 10 exons. The coding region runs from base 554 to 1897 and encodes 447 amino acids. The record is from RefSeq and is a predicted model, not a curated record. Lineage: Eukaryota; Metazoa; Chordata; Actinopteri; Cyprinodontiformes; Poeciliidae. Gene Ontology annotation, cellular component: plasma membrane; membrane raft.
CGUUCCAGGCUACAGCCUCUACAGCUGGCGGAGCGACCGCCGCACAGCGCAGCAGGCUGGACUGAACUGAACUGAGAAGCACCGCGUCUCUGUCGUCCUCCUGAAAUGCGCUCGGUCUUCGUAACGAGACUCAUCUCUACCUGUAGCCCCCACAAACACAGAAACCCCGCUUCUGUUCCUCUGCUCCUCCAAACGUAGCGCCGGGGGGCGGGAGGCUUUGGACCAAAAGCUUACUGAAGGAACCCGGCUACUUUGGACUCAGGCAGCCGCUGAACGCCCCUCGCUUCUCUGUGUCUGGGUAAGCGCUCCUCUCCAAGCCUUCGCAUACCAUCAGUGUGGACCAACCUGACAUAUCAUCCACAAUCAUUUGAUGCUAUUCAAUUAGAAGCUGGACGAAUAUUCAUCUCCAUCAGAGUGUGAUUCCCAGUGGGUUUGCUGUCCUUCUUAACCCGACUUCUGGCAACACGAAGAGGCGAGGCCAUCCCUGACUAAUCAUCCACAGUGUCGAGCUGGUACCUGUCCGAUGUCCUCUGCCCACACAGUGUGAUGUGUCAUGGCUCCGGUGCUGAGUGGAGUGCGGUGGCUUUCGGAGGCGGGAGUUGUUGGGUCGGGGACGGCAGCUGCCACUGGCGCCGCGUACUGGCCGCAGAGUGAGCAGCUGGUGUUGGUCGUCACACUCAGCAUCGUCACCGGCUUGUUGCUGCUCUCUGUGCUGCUUGGGCUGUGCGCCAGCUGUCAGGGGCAGAAGAAAGUAAUAAAUGGAACUACUACAGGAGACCAAGAAAACCUUGUAAAUGGAGUGUCGGAGAAGGAGAUGGUCAGCCAAUCAGCAGACAGUCCAGUGACUGACGCAGCAGUCAGCAGCUCUCACAACGGUCCUCUAACCAGCGGUACAAUCCUCUCAGACACACAAGACACCAGCCCUCAGUUGUCCGAGGAGCUGCUCUCCAGCCAAUCAGAGCUCAGGUCCUCUAAGUGCCAUCAGGACCGAGAGCUUCCCAGCCUCCCUCCUGGCAGUGCCCCCAUGGAGGACAGACCCCCAGCCUCAGGAGACAGCACUUAUGAGGUGGUGAAGGAGAUGGAGGUGGCAUCCCGCGACGUCAGCGUUGAGGACUCUCUCUACGAGACUGUCAAGGAGAUCAAAGACACCUCAGUGCAGCCUUGCCUUGCCAACGGUACCGUCCAGCCGAGCCCCGAUGAACCUCCACCUCAACCUCCCGCCCUCGUCAACGGCCACCCCAGCCCCUGCACCCCAGAGCGGGUGCCGCUGAGUGAAGGGGUCGAGUACGCCUCUGUUGACCUGCGAAAGAAGAGCCGACACAGCGCUGACUUGGAUGCCAAAAGGCGCUCCGAUAACGCCGCCAUUCCCUCACGCAAACCUGCGGAGGAGCCAGAGGAGGAGCCGCCGCCGCCUGUACCGAAGAAGGUUCUCGACGAAAACGACAACCAGCCAGCGGUGAUGAAUGGUGUGGAAGGGUCUGGGCUGGACAAUGGAGAGUUAAAUUCUCUGUCUCCUCCACUGGAAUUUGAAGACCACCCACAAUCAGACAAUGAAUCACCGCUGUACUCUACUGUUAAUAAGACGAACUGCAACAAGGCUUUUAGCGAGGACGACAAAGAGCACGACUACAGCAGCAUCGCAGAGAUCAAAGGUAUUGUCCCGAACUCGUCCUCCAGCGACCUCUACGCCACGGUUCAUGACAUCUACGCUCAACCUGACGAGCCCCAGGCGGGCGAAGAGCCCCCAAUGGACAGCUCAGAUCCCGGCUACGAAUCAAUCCGCAUCCCAAAGACUACUAGCUCUGAUGACAAUCACGGAGCCGGGAACGGCAAGCCAGAGCCUGACUACGAAAGCGUGGGAGAGCUGGGUCUCAGUCGGGAAAUGUCCCGUCUUUGAGCUGACUGCCUCAGCGUCGCAUCUUACAAGUAGCACUUUGAAGCAGCUGUUUAGGAUGCCUUUGAUGCAAAUUGCUUCUCAAAGUUUCCUUAUCAAGUGUACAUCUUCUUUGCAGCUUAGGUACAGCUUAUCAUAUGUGAACGUUAUUAAUCAACCAGAGCGAGACAUCGGUACUGGUAGGCCUUAAAAUCUCUGGGUUGUUAAAAAUAAUGGCAACAUAUUCUGGUCAACAGAGAAAAAAAAAGAUAUUGAUCUAGUGCCAUAUAACUUGCAUAAAAGUCAUUCACUAACUGUAUUAUGUGAUUAUUUGUAUGGCUUCUCUGCACCAGCUAGUUUUUCAAGCUUCUAGAUAACCGUCAUAUUUUACUGAAGCAUCAAAUGGCAUAUUUCUAGGCCUUCUUCUGUCAAGUUUGCGCCACCUCCACCGUGCAUUCUCACUAGAUGUUCCUGUGAAAGGGUUUCUAGCAGAAAAAGAGAAAAUUGAUGAAACUGAGACUGGGCUUGACAUUUGAAAGGUUGGAAAUAGUCACUGCGAAGGAAAAAAUAGUUUUUCAUUUGAGCUUUAAAGUUUCAUAGUACAUUUUGACCUUUCUAUAAACUUUAGGGUCCACAGCAACAGGUUUUGUACAAAUGAUAUUGUAUUUAUUCGAAAAUGUUUAUUAUUGUGUAAUUGUGAAAUGUUUCUGACUGCGUCUGUGAGAGGAUUUUAUAGAAGUUUCGUGCAUUUUCAUUAAGAUCCUAAUGAAAGUUAACAGUGGGUUUGAUGCCACUUCGGUACGCGUUCCUUUCAUUUUAUUAAGAUGUCAGCUUUCACAAACUUUGAAGUACUUAUGUGUUUAAAUGACAAAACACACUUGCCUAAUUAUAUUCUUUAACAGUUUUUUUUGUCUUUUUGUACAAGGGACUGUCUUCAUCUUGCUUCAAAGCACUUGAAUUAUUUUAAUGGUACUACAGAAAUCAUCACCACAGUUCAGUUUUUAAAGCACCUUCAACAUUUAUUAGCACCUCUAAUAAAGACCUGCACAAAGCCUUAAAAAUAUAUUCAUUUGAAUUUCAGGAGCAUAACUCUGCUCUGAAAUUUUCACAAAAGUUUGCUUUGGAUAUACUUCUUACCAUCUUACUUACAGUGUGUGUGACAAGAUAAACACUUUCUUCACAGUAUUGAAAAGCGUAGAUGUAUAUAUUUUUGACGUGGAUAAGAAAGAAAAAUCUGGAAACAUCUCUGGAAAUUAAGUUUCCAGAGUUGUUUUAUUAUCUAAAAGCCGAAACCUCAGAUUGUCUCAAAAAUUAGUCUUGUAUACAUUUAUCUUUGAUUUGCCACAUGGAAAUUUAGGCUUCAGUCGUCUUUUUUUAUCGUUCGUAUUUUUUCUGUCGGUGACAGAACCCUUAUUUAAAUGUUCAUCCAGAAAGUAAAAUAAAGAGCAGUUUCAUCUUAUUACCUUUUAGAGACUUUUAGAUCAAUAAUUUCAAAUUUUUGUGGUUUUUGAUGCCACAGGGCCAGCAGAUUGACAUUUUUACAUAUUGCAUAAGGUAUCAAAGAUUACCAGCUGCUUUCCAGAAACUAUGUUUAGCAUAAUAAAAUGCACUCUUGGUUUACAAUGAGUUACAGAGUUUUAAAAGAUAGGUGCUAUAAUUUGUCAGAAAAACUGUGAAAUUGUCCUUUACCAAAAUCAAAAGCCAACUUCAGCAUUGUGAUUUUUAGGAUCUGUGGAUCACACUGCUAAUAAAAUCUAAAAUUGAUCUGACUGUUUCUACGGUAACAUUUAGGUUGAUUACUAUUUUGUUUUUCUGUCUUCUAAAUAUCAACACACAUCUGGCUUACUUGAACUGUAAGUUCUCUUGUCUUUUUCUCAAAUUAGAGUGCCUCAGUGAAAUUCGCUGCUGUCUCACACCAGUUAUAUCACAGGAAAAAUUGGAUUUCCCUCUUUUAAUAUUUUUAGUAUUAUUUUACAAAGCUAUUUUAAUAACUAUCAUAGGUUUAAGUAAGUCUCCAAAUGCCGUGAUUAACUUUUGUAAAAUAUACAUUGAAAAUGAAUCAGUUUCACUAUUUGUAAAUCUAAUGGUACAUUUUACAAUAUUUUUUUUAUAAACCAAAUAAUUACUACUUGAAUGUUUUUUUUUCUUAGACUGAUCAAAUGUUCUCAAAUUAAAGGCUGAGUUUUUUUGGGGGGUUUUUUUGCAUGUCAUCAUGCUACUCCAUUACAAGAUGCAUUCAUUUUUAAGACUUUUUACACAUCUUUAUUAUGGGUGCCAAUGAAUUCAGAAGGUUUGUAUGUGUAAACUUUGAGCACAUAAUGUAUUUUAGAUCCAUCUACUUAACAGCUUGUACUGACGAAAUGCCAGCUAAGGUGUGUAUAUUGUAAAAGCACUAUUUUAACCAGCUGUUAUUCACAGGAAAUAUUAUGUAAUCUUGUAUCUAUUUGUGAAAUGUCAAGAUUUCUUUUUUUAUUUAAGAGCAAUUAUGAAUGUCCGUCUUGUUUGGUUUUUUUUGUUGUUUUUUUUAGUUGAUUGUAACAAAAUGGCAACUAAUCAAAUGUGAGUGAAGUGGUACAGUUAUUUUGGUACAAGCAUUGAAAGAUGAGUUUGGUACUUAAAUUUAAAAAAAAAAAAAAAAAAGUCUUCAAGUAUGUUUACUUGGUUGUAAUUUUGCUGUAUUUUUUGUCCCUCUUUGCCACAGUAUACUCCCCUUGCAGAAAAUUACUGUCAGCUGUUUCCACCCACAUCCAAAUAUUAAAGUGUUACAGUAUCUUCA